Messenger RNA from Nematolebias whitei (Rio pearlfish), 478 nucleotides. It is a transcript of the gene ccndbp1, whose product is annotated as cyclin D-type binding-protein 1. The coding region runs from base 68 to 478 and encodes 136 amino acids. The record is from RefSeq and is a predicted model, not a curated record. The transcript is spliced from 6 exons. Gene Ontology annotation, cellular component: nucleus. NCBI's taxonomy places the organism in Eukaryota, Metazoa, Chordata, Actinopteri, Cyprinodontiformes, Rivulidae. Gene Ontology annotation, biological process: regulation of cell cycle.
CCACACUUCAAGAGUUCCACAACACGCGCGUUGUUGCUGCGUUGCCUUUUCUUCUCAUCUGGGUGUGAUGAGUGCCGAUAACAGCGAUGGAAAUGUGUCUGUGCCUUUACGGAAUGUGCUCAAUUCCGUUCAGUGCAUCAGAGACCGAGUCAGAGACGGAGAAUCGAACGAAUCGGACGGAGCCUUCAACCUCUCCAACUUCUGGGACACUUUGAACCAGGCAGUGAAGGCAGUAUCUCAGGAAGCCACUAAACUCAGCCUGGCGUUCUCCAGUCCUCCCCUGCCACCUUUACAGGAUGCAGAGAAGUUGUUGGAGUCCAUGUUGAAGAGCAUCCUGACUCUGUCCACAGUCUACUACUGGCUGCCAAAGAGCCACGGGGUGGCUCUGCGUCGACAGGUCAGGAACGCCACAGUCGAGGUCCUGGAGGGGGUCGUUCAGCUGCUGGAGGUCAUACUCAGCUCACCACUACAAAGGUGA